Molecule: messenger RNA, 1321 nt
Organism: Camarhynchus parvulus
Lineage: Eukaryota; Metazoa; Chordata; Aves; Passeriformes; Thraupidae
Gene: SLC25A14
Product: solute carrier family 25 member 14
Exons: 9
Coding region: 63-935 (290 amino acids)
Biological process (GO): mitochondrial transport
Cellular component (GO): mitochondrial membrane
Source: RefSeq, a predicted model, not a curated record
GUUCCGGUUCCGGUCCCGGCCCGGUGGCGGCGGCGCGCGCGGCGGUGUCCGCCCGCCAUGCGAUGUCCGCGCUCAACUGGAAACCCUUCGUGUAUGGCGGGCUCGCCUCCAUCGUGGCCGAGUUCGGCACGUUCCCCGUGGACCUCACCAAGACGCGGCUGCAGGUGCAGGGUCAGAGCACCGACGCGCGGUUCCGCGAGGUGCGGUACCGGGGCAUGUUCCACGCGCUCUUCCGCAUCUGCCGCGAGGAGGGCGGACGGGCCCUGUACUCGGGGAUCGCCCCGGCACUGCUGAGACAGGCGUCUUAUGGCACCAUCAAGAUCGGCAUCUACCAGAGCCUGAAGCGGCUCUUUGUGGAUCGCAUGGAAGAUGAAACGUUGCUCAUCAAUGUGAUCUGUGGGGUGGUCUCGGGGGUCAUCUCUUCUGCACUGGCCAAUCCCACAGAUGUGCUGAAGAUCCGAAUGCAGGCUCAGGGCAGCUUGUUCCAGGGCGGGAUGAUUGGCAGCUUCAUUGACAUCUACCAGCAGGAAGGUACCCGAGGCCUCUGGAGGGGUGUUGUCCCCACGGCCCAGCGAGCGGCCAUCGUGGUGGGGGUGGAGCUGCCAGUCUACGACAUCACCAAGAAGCAUCUGAUCCUGUCGGGCCUCAUGGGGGACACCAUCUUUGCCCACUUCGUUUCCAGCUUCACGUGCGGGCUGGCGGGAGCCAUCGCCUCCAACCCCGUGGACGUGGUGCGGACGCGGAUGAUGAACCAGCGCGCCAUCGUGGGCAGCACCGAGCUCUACAAGGGCACCCUGGAUGGCCUUGUCAAGACAUGGAAGAGUGAGGGCUUCUUUGCACUCUACAAAGGCUUCUGGCCCAACUGGCUUCGUCUGGGUCCCUGGAACAUCAUCUUUUUUAUCACAUACGAGCAGCUGAAGCGCCUCCCCUUCUGAGAGCUGCCUUCAUCUUACCAGAGUCAUCCUUAGGGCUGGCAGCAGAGCUGUGCUGCCGCCUCCCUCUUCAUCCCACUGUCCCCAUGUUGUGGUGUUUGGUCCCUGUGGGCUGGGCUCUCCCCACAUGCAUGGUCCCUGGAGCACGAGCUGCCUGGCGCAGGCGGGAGCCACGUGUUUCCCACCCGGAGGUGUUGUGUGCCUGGGCCUGCAGGAAUAUCUUCUGUGAAGAUCUGUGUGUUGCAGUGGCCUUUGGGGCACUGGGGCUCGUGGCUGGCAGGUGUGGGUCUCCUCCCGUGCCCGUGGGGCAGGGCCUGUGAAGGUGCCAUUGUCAUCAUGUUUCUUGCAGAACUUGUAACUCCAUUAAAUUAUUUAUUGACUGGAUGGCU